This is a messenger RNA of Protobothrops mucrosquamatus (brown spotted pit viper), 936 nucleotides long. Its product is annotated as olfactory receptor 9G4-like. Gene Ontology annotation, molecular function: olfactory receptor activity; odorant binding; G protein-coupled receptor activity. Gene Ontology annotation, biological process: G protein-coupled receptor signaling pathway; sensory perception of smell. Gene Ontology annotation, cellular component: membrane. Lineage: Eukaryota; Metazoa; Chordata; Lepidosauria; Squamata; Viperidae. Bases 1 to 936 code for a protein of 311 amino acids. The transcript has a single exon. The record is from RefSeq and is a predicted model, not a curated record.
AUGAAAGGCAAUCAGACAUUGGUUACUGAUUUUAUCCUGGUUGGGUUUACAACAGACCCAUUUCUACGCAUAAUCUUCUUUGUGCUGUUCUUGGCCUCCUAUAACCUAACGCUGACUGGGAAUCUGGGCCUCAUAACCCUGAUCUACAUAGAUUCCCACUUGCACACACCCAUGUACUUCUUUGUGGGCAGCCUUUCCUUCCUGGAUAUCUGGUACUCCUCGGUCUACACUCCUCGGAUCUUAUUUGACUGUGUGUCUGACAACAACCACAUGUCCCUUGCUGGUUGUGCAGCCCAGUUCUUCUUCUCUGCUGGUUUGGCCUACACUGAAUGUUUCCUAUUGGCCUUCAUGGCCUAUGACCGCUUUGUGGCCAUUUGCAACCCACUCCUUUACCACACUGCCAUGCCCAAGAAGCUCUGCAUCCAGCUAGUGAUAGGAGCUUAUGCAGCUGGCUUUGCCAAUGCAAUUGUACACACUGGCAACACCUUUCGGCUACGUUUCUGUGGGAAUAAUGUGAUCAACCAUUACUUCUGUGAUGGGCCACCACUUGUUAAAAUGUCCUGUAAUGACAUAGGUGUCUAUGAACUCAUUGUGGCUGCUGUAUUGGGUUCCAAUUUGCUAGUAACCACAGCUGUCAUUGUGAGCUCAUAUAUUGGCAUUGGAGCAGCCAUAGUUCGCAUCCGAUCAGCUGCAGGGAGAUGCAAAGCCUUCUUCACUUGUUCAGCUCACUUGAUGUCAGUGUCCCUCUUCUAUGGUUCCAUUUUCAUUAUGUACCUCACACCCAACUUUCAUCACAUUCCAAACUGGGACAAGACAAAUGCAUUGUUCUAUACAGUAGUCAACCCUCUGGCCAACCCGUUCAUUUACAGCUUACGCAACAAAGACGUGAAGGCAGCCUUCAAGAAAGUCUGGGGGAGAUUCACAAUACCCAAAUGA